GUAACGGUUACAACGGCCAGUAGAAUACGACGUCAAAUAAUUUUUUUUAGUGCUUGUUUUAGACAUUUGUGAAUAAUUUUAACAAUAUUUCUAGAUAUAACUGUGAUGCUUUAUAGAUGUUAGGCUCAUGUGCAUAUAAAUGAUUACCUUACAAGGGAUUGAAUGAUAGGUUUUUGUUAGGGAAAGUUACGUUUUUUUUCAUUACAUGAUUUUAAAAUAGUUUUUUUUAUUUUUGCAGUUACAAAGCAGUAUGUUUUCUGGGCAACGCAAUGCUGCAUUGGAGACUCAGGAACGUGUAACAUGGGUAGCCCCUGACGACGCUGAAUCAAGUGAUAUCGACGUGAGCCCUUUGGACAUUGACAGUGAUGAUGACGACCCUACCUACGUUCCUGACGAAGGCCUUACUCAGGACGGUGCCUUUGACCUUCCUAACUCUAGAGAUCACAAGGUCAAUGUUGUCCCUCAAGCGAUGCCUAUGGAAGAGGAACCUGAGCCUAACCCUAAGAGGUCUCGUGCUGAUGAAUGGAAGAAGGAAAACAUUGAUAUCCAUGCCCUGCCCGACUACAUUCAUCAGAAGCCUGGUGCCAGGAAUUCUCUUGGCACCAGAGAUUUUGCUUUGCCAAGAAGGGGCCAACAGGCAGUUUUGCAAAAUAUUGAGACACGCCAGAAUGCCACUGCCCUACACAUGCCAAAGCGUGUCACCAUGAGGCAGACCUGCAAGUUCUGUUCUGGUGCAGGCCACAUCCACAGUUCCCGCUGGAAGUGUGAGGAUUGCAAUGUUGCCCUUUGCCUUACUGAAGAAAGGAAUUGUUUUGCUUUGUUCCAUAAGAUUUCUAAGUAAGUUGUUUGUUAUGAUAGUUGUUUAUAGUGUUUUGUGUAUUUUUUUACUAUUUUUGUAUUAGAGUUUUUGAUUAGAGUUUUUUAUAGAGUUUUCUGUAUUUUUAUACUAUUUUUGUAUCUAAUGUAUAUUUAUUUUUUAUAUUAAUUAAAUUGUAAAGCC
Molecule: messenger RNA, 1000 nt
Organism: Macrobrachium nipponense
Lineage: Eukaryota; Metazoa; Arthropoda; Malacostraca; Decapoda; Palaemonidae
Exons: 2
Coding region: 251-841 (196 amino acids)
Source: RefSeq, a predicted model, not a curated record